Octodon degus (degu) is the source of this 2194-nucleotide messenger RNA. It is a transcript of the gene E2f1, whose product is annotated as E2F transcription factor 1. Gene Ontology annotation, molecular function: RNA polymerase II cis-regulatory region sequence-specific DNA binding; DNA-binding transcription factor activity, RNA polymerase II-specific; protein dimerization activity. The record is from RefSeq and is a predicted model, not a curated record. The transcript is spliced from 7 exons. Gene Ontology annotation, biological process: regulation of transcription by RNA polymerase II; G1/S transition of mitotic cell cycle. Bases 1 to 1275 code for a protein of 424 amino acids. NCBI's taxonomy places the organism in Eukaryota, Metazoa, Chordata, Mammalia, Rodentia, Octodontidae. Gene Ontology annotation, cellular component: Rb-E2F complex.
AUGGCGGCGGCGCUCGGCGGCUCGUGGCUCUUUCGCGGCAAAAAGGAUUUGGCGCGUAAAAGUGGCCCGGACUUUGCAGGCAGCGGCAGCCGGGGGCGGAGCGGGAUCGAGCCCUCGCGGGGCCUGCCACCAUGGGCCCGCGCCGCCGCCGCCGCCUGCCACCGGGGCCGCGCUUCAUGGCCCCACUCCCCAUUACUGGGCGUCCUCCCAUUGUGCCUGCUGCAGGUGAAGCGGCGGCUGGACCUGGAAACUGACCAUCAGUACCUGGCUGAGAGCAGUGGGCCAGUUUGGGGCAGAGGCCGCCACCUGGGAAAAGGUGUGAAAUCCCCGGGGGAGAAGUCACGCUAUGAGACAUCACUGAAUCUGACCACCAAACGCUUCCUUGAGUUGCUGAGCCGCUCAGCUGAUGGUGUUGUAGAUCUGAACUGGGCAGCUGAGGUGCUGAAGGUGCAGAAACGGCGCAUCUAUGAUAUCACCAACGUCCUAGAGGGCAUCCAGCUCAUUGCCAAGAAGUCCAAGAACCACAUCCAGUGGCUGGGCAGCCAGACUCCAGUGGGGAUCAGCGGGCGGCUUGAAGGGCUGACCCAGGACCUCCGGCAGCUGCAGGAGAGCGAGCAGCACCUGGACCACCUGAUGCGCCUUUGCACCGCCCAGCUGCAGCUCCUCUCCGAGGACUCUGACAGCCAGCGCCUGGCCUAUGUGACCUGCCAGGACCUUCGUAGCAUCGCAGACCCUGCAGAGCAGAUGGUCAUGGUGAUCAAGGCCCCUCCAGAGACCCAGCUGCAAGCUGUGGAUUCUUCAGAGACCUUUCAGAUCUCCCUUAAGAGCAAACAAGGCCCCAUCGAUGUCUUCCUGUGCCCUGAGGAGAGUGCAGGUGGAGCCAGCCCUGUAGAGCCCUUGUCCCAGGAGGCAGCUUCUGGGGAGCAGGACAGGACAAGUGGUGUUGUCACCCCAGUGCCACCAUCAUCAUCCCCCCCCUCAUCCCCAGCCACGGAUCCCAGCCAGUCCCUGCUUAGCCUGGAGCAAGAGCCACUGCUGUCACGGAUGAGCGGCCUGCGGGCCCCUUUGGAUGAGGACCACCUGUCCCCGCUGGUCGCUGCUGACUCACUCCUGGAGCAUGUGCGGGAGGACUUUCCUGGACUCCUUUCUGAGGAGUUCAUCAGUCUCUCCCCGCCUGAGGAGGCCCUCGACUAUCAUUUUGGCCUUGAGGAGGGUGAGGGCAUCAGAGAUCUCUUUGAUUGUGACUUUGGGGAUCUGACUCCCCUGGAUUUCUGAGGGGCCCUGAUGGGACAGGGUCUCCUGAGAUACCCACCCUGUCUCUGCAGCCCUGGAGCCCUCUGCCCCAAGCCAACCUUCAACCUAAUUAGAAAAUGUAAAAUUAUAUCUUCUUUCUCCAGUAGCUUCUAGCUCUGGGGUCUGGCUGCUGCCCAGAGGUCAAAGAAGCUAGGAGGGAAAGACUUGUGUUUGUGGUGUGUACAUACAUGCACCCAGUACCCCACACUUGUGUACCCAGGGUGUGUGGUGUGUGCACAUGUAUGCGCGCAUGUUCCGGGGAAUGAAGGUGAACACGUCUGUGCGUGCACUGCAGACACGCCCUGGUGUGUCCACAUGUGUGCAUGAGUUCAUGUGUGUACAUGGGGGGGCUCUGACUGCACUUUCGGUUUCCUUGCUCCAGGGGCCCAGUGAACCCCGGGCUGCCGCCUGCCCAGAAUCCUGUGCACUGACCAGGCCAGGUGGGGUGGCCUAGGCUGGCUGGGCAGGACAGUGAGAGCACUUCUGUUUUAAAAGUUUUUCUGAUUGAAGCUUUAACAGAGCGUUAUUUAUUUAUCGAGGCUUUUUUGGCCAGCUUGGGGAGCAAAAGGUGGGAGGAGUGUGGUGCUGAGACUCCCACUCCCUAUACCCCUGAACAAGGCAGGGGUCCCUCAGCUGUUCUUUUGCCUGACCCCAAAGAAGCUAAUGCCUGACUGAUUUAUUUAUUGGGAAAGGGAGGGAGGAGACAGACUGACAGCCAUGGGUGGAUGGAGGGGUCGUCCCUUCCCAGAGGGUCACUUCAGGGCCCCAGCUGCUCCUACGAUGGACAUGAGAUGGAAGAGGUGAGUAGGGACCUUCACAGACAGGGUGGGCAGCAGGGGCCCCUCCUGUGGUGUUUGAAGCCACCCCCCAACUUGUUGCUCUGCCCUACCCUCCAAUCUGC